UCCGCCGUGUGUCGGGGUGGGGGAGGGGGGCAGAGCGCUCGCCUCCUCCUCCGCGGCGGCCGGAGACACACAGACCCAGCGCGGGGCCAGGGGAGCCCGAACGCCGCCGCCGCCGCCGCCGCCGCGCCCGCGGGCCGCGCCGCCCCGCCAGCCGAGCCCUGCCCUGCCCUGACCCCCCGCCCGCCCGCUGCAGCCGCCCGGCAUCCUUCCCGCUCCCCCCUCCCCCCCCCCGCCCCGCGCCGCCCCGGCCCGGCCAUGGGGAACGCAGCCACCGCCAAGAAGGGCAACGAGAUCGAGAGCGUGAAAGAGUUCCUAGCCAAAGCCAAAGAAGACUUUUUAAGAAAAUGGGAAAGCCCCCCUCAGAAUACUGCUGGCCUAGAUGACUUUGAGAGGCAAAAAACGCUUGGAACAGGAUCAUUUGGGAGAGUUAUGAUGGUGAAACAUAAAACCACAGAACAGUAUUAUGCGAUGAAGAUACUGGACAAACAGAAGGUCGUCAAACUGAAGCAAAUAGAACACACACUGAAUGAGAAGAGAAUAUUACAAGCGGUGAACUUUCCUUUCCUUGUAAAACUGGAGUAUUCUUUUAAGGACAAUUCUAAUUUAUACAUGGUAAUGGAGUAUGUUCCUGGUGGUGAGAUGUUUUCACAUCUAAGAAGAAUCGGAAGGUUCAGUGAACCACACGCACGGUUUUAUGCAGCUCAGAUAGUGCUAACAUUUGAGUACCUCCAUUCAUUAGACCUCAUCUACAGAGAUCUAAAGCCUGAAAAUCUCUUAAUUGAUCAGCAAGGAUACAUCCAGGUCACGGACUUUGGCUUUGCAAAAAGAGUAAAAGGAAGAACUUGGACGUUAUGUGGGACUCCAGAAUACCUGGCACCUGAAAUAAUUCUCAGCAAGGGUUACAACAAGGCAGUGGAUUGGUGGGCAUUAGGAGUGUUAAUCUAUGAAAUGGCAGCUGGGUAUCCCCCGUUCUUUGCAGAUCAGCCCAUUCAAAUUUAUGAGAAGAUUGUGUCUGGCAAGGUAAGGUUCCCGUCACACUUCAGUUCAGACCUAAAGGAUCUUCUAAGAAAUUUACUCCAGGUAGAUUUGACCAAACGAUAUGGAAAUCUGAAGAAUGGUGUAAAUGACAUAAAGAAUCACAAGUGGUUUGCAACUACAGAUUGGAUUGCCAUUUAUCAGAGAAAGGUAGAAGCUCCGUUCAUACCAAAGUGCAGAGGCCCUGGAGAUACCAGCAACUUUGAUGACUAUGAAGAAGAAGAUAUUCGUGCGUCUCUAACAGAAAAAUGUGCAAAAGAAUUUGCUGAUUUUUAGUAGGAGUAAGAGGACAAGAUGACAUCAGGGCUCACAUUGGGAUCUUUGCACUCUGUUAACAGAUGAGGUGGAGCUGAGACCAUCAUAUGUCAAAACAGUUACCUAGUUACUUCAUUCCACAAAGCUGACUGAGGUCUUUAUUGCCAUCUUCCAUGUGUGCAGUUUGCACCAACCCUUCUAACUAGGCACAAUUAAGCAAGCACUGUUUGUGCAGUAACACAGAAUAAUAGACCACUUUCCUACUUAACUUUGGUUUCUGUCGUUCUUUGUUUCUGUGUAUUGUUCAUUUUCCCCCUUUAAAAUGAAGUAGUUUUUUACCCAAGAAUGCUCCAUUUUAUUUUGAAUAAUGUAUUAUUUGUGUGAGUGAAAUGGAAGGUGUUGCGGCUAGUGUGAUUUAGACUGAAGUGAAAGAUAAAUGUUGCUUCUAGUCUGUGCCAGCCAAUAAUUCUUGUCUGUCUUGUGUCUGAUGCUACACUUUAUAAUAAUUUUUUAGUAGCUCAGACUAAACCUAGCCAACAUUUUUAGCAUUUUUGAAGGUAGUAUUUAUCGCCAUAUAAAUGUCUGCUAAAUUAACUUAAAAACAUUUCUUCCUGGAGACUGACCAAAAUUGAGUAGAAUCAAUUGGAUGGCUUAAGUAGGGGACAGUAGCUAGACCCCGUGCCUUGGUUUUCUACAUCCCUGCAGUUUUCGUCACUGCCUCCUUCCUUUGUAUUUCCCACCUAGGCAGUAGGUAAAUUGCCGUAGCCAGACUGUACCAUGGACAGCUUACAGUCUUGUGAGAGGGAGUAAUUCCACCUGGUCUGGAUUUUGGACCAUGCUUAACCAAGUCAACUUACCAGCAUUUCAGUUAGCCGGUGUGAAAUGGCAUUUUUAAGAACAUGAAUCCUAAACUCUUAAAGGAAGUUUUGGUCAGUAUUGUAGAGAAUAUGAUUCAUUUUGAUUUUUUUGUUUGUUUGGAUUGGUUGUUUUGUUGUUUUUUUUUUAAAUAAAAAAGCCAAUGUUUGGGCUCCCAAAAGUAUUCCUUGUUUUGAGCCUUUUUUGAUUAAAAAAGGCACUCAUUAAAAUCCAAACCACCACCCCACAAAAAGCGAAAUGCGCUCUGCCAUUAGCUGUGAAAAACAAAUGGUUUAGCAAAUGCAAAAUAAUGUUCUAGAUGCAUCGCUGGAUGAACACGGUUAUUUUUUGUUAGCUGUUAAGAAUAAGAGGUUAUUGCCAAGUUUUAUUCUGGUAUACUAUAUUAGUAAACUGAGGAUGGAGUACUGCUACAAUCAUUUUCUCUUUAAUUACAGCACUUCAUUCAUGAAGAAAAGAGACAAAGUUUAAAAACUGCAACAGCUGGGUUUAUUUUAGUUGCAUUGUGUCUUCAUUUCUAACCUACUUUUCUUUCAAUCAAACAGAAUGUAUGGUCACACAGAUAUAAGUAUUUGGGCUUAAUUAUGUUUUGUAUACUCUCACCAACUGACUUAAAAGAUACUGCUACCAUGUGCUAGCUUUGGGCACUUUUACACAUUUAUUUCAAUGUUAAUAAUCAGUGGCUCAGCACUUUUUUGGGGGUUGCUUUUAAACUUAUUCAUAGUAGUUUUUAUUUGUACACUUGAUUCUGGCUGUCUCAGUGACCUGUCUUAAAAACAGCACAUCUAAACAGUUUAAACUAGCCUCAUAUUUUAUGAUAAAUUUACAUGCAUACAAGGAUGAAUUGUUUUUAAAAAUUAAAAAAGAGCUAUAUUGAUACAUAGCCAUUGUAUUUGUUUGAAUGCCGGUGCAAAUAAUCCACGGGCAUUCCUUCCUUUUAAUCUGUACGACACUCCUUCAAGAAAAGCCUUUGUAGACAUUUUACAGAAGAGUAUGAAACAUACCAUCCGACAUUCUGUAUGUUUAGGGUGUUGAGCAUUUUUGCACAACGUCAUUAGGAGGCUGACACUGAACGCAGUCUUUGUCCACCCGUAUGUGCAAGAAAAGUAUAAGAUACUUUGCUGUAGCAAAUUUUAUGUAACAAAGAUAUAUCGUCACAUUAAUAAAUUUAAAGAAAUCCUUUGUAUGAAAACGUUAAAACCUUUUGUAUUUCAUUUAGACCAAGGACAUGCUGCUGUAUGCUAGCUGUAUGCGAUAAAUUCUACAGUAACUUUGUUGUCGUUUAUGAACUUUAAAAGAUUUUAAUAAAUGUUGGAGAUCACAA
Phalacrocorax carbo (great cormorant) is the source of this 3487-nucleotide messenger RNA. The record is from RefSeq and is a predicted model, not a curated record. NCBI's taxonomy places the organism in Eukaryota, Metazoa, Chordata, Aves, Suliformes, Phalacrocoracidae.